GCAAUGCAUCUUUUCACCAAAAGUUCCGUCACUCAUUUCCCACAUGCGUUUGUUUAUAAACAAUGAUGUCUAAUGUAAUCUCAUAUAACACAAAUUGAAUAACCGAUAUGCGAUUAAUAAUCAUUAAAACAAACAUACGCAAUGGUGUUUCUGCAAAAUGUAUUGUUUAAAUUCGUCCGAAAGUCUAUUCGCAAACAUUUACGGGGUAAAUUUAUCGACACUCUGCGGUUAUCGGUAAAGGGUGGCCACGGUGGCAAUGGAUUACCGAAGUACGGUGGCGUGGGUGGUCAGGGAGGAGCAGUUUACUUUGUGGCUAAAGAGGGAAAAACAUUGAAAGAUGUUUUGGGUGAAUUUUCGAACAAACGAGUAGUAGCCGGUAAUGGCGAGGAAAGUAGCAAAGCGCGGAUUUUGGGCCGACGAGGACUGGAUCGGGAGAUACAAGUUCCGGUUGGUAUACGUGUGUUGGAUGACAGUGGUUCGUUGCUUGCGGAACUGGACGAAGAAGGCAAAACAUGUCUGGCCGCUGGCGGAGGAAGUGGUGGUUGUUCCGGAAAUUCUUUCCUAGGCAAAAUAGGCCACACAAGGACCCUAACGCUGGACCUGAAACUGAUUGCUGAUGUCGGCUUGGUUGGGUUCCCAAAUGCAGGCAAGAGUACCCUUGUUAAGGCACUCUCGAAUGCAUCACCAAAGAUUGCUUCAUAUCCAUUUACGACGAUUCGACCUCAGAUCGGUACUAUUGAAUAUGCAGAUUAUCGCCAAAUAACCAUUGCGGAUUUGCCUGGCCUCAUAGAGGGAGCGCAUGCUAACUUUGGUAUGGGACAUAAGUUUCUGAAGCACGUGGAGCGAACGCGUCUUCUUUUGAUAAUCAUUGAUGUGUUUGGUUUCCAAUUAAGCCAGAGUCAUCGUAAACGAAAUUGUCUCGAGAACAUUUAUUCACUAAACAAGGAACUCGAAUUGUACGAUAAAACGUUACUCGAGAAGCCAUGUGUGCUUCUGGUAAAUAAAAUGGAUAAAGAAGGUGCAAUAGAGGAAAUAUGCAAAUAUGAUAGAUAUUUCAAUAAUCUUGAAGAUGGACUGUCGCACUGUCCGGAAGAGUUGAUCCCUACUCAGUUGAUAAACUUCGAGCGAAUAAUUCCCAUAUCCGCAAAAAGUGUUACAGAGAUAGACAAAGUAAAGCAAAGUAUUCGAGAGGUUUUGGAUGAAAAGGCCGAACAAAAAAUGCGUGAUGUGUUGGACGACAAGCAGAGACAAGCGAAGUUAGCUGGGAAACUAUACGAAAGUGGGCCAAAGAUUGGAUAAGGAUGUGGUUAAUUAAACUAGAUUGUAAUGAAUAAAGGAA
Molecule: messenger RNA, 1339 nt
Organism: Toxorhynchites rutilus septentrionalis
Lineage: Eukaryota; Metazoa; Arthropoda; Insecta; Diptera; Culicidae
Product: GTP-binding protein 10 homolog
Exons: 4
Coding region: 142-1299 (385 amino acids)
Cellular component (GO): mitochondrion
Molecular function (GO): magnesium ion binding; GTPase activity; GTP binding
Source: RefSeq, a predicted model, not a curated record